Molecule: messenger RNA, 1644 nt
Organism: Lathyrus oleraceus (garden pea)
Lineage: Eukaryota; Viridiplantae; Streptophyta; Magnoliopsida; Fabales; Fabaceae
Exons: 7
Coding region: 1-1644 (547 amino acids)
Source: RefSeq, a predicted model, not a curated record
AUGCAUCCUUCUCCCGAGGUUGAACAACCUAGUGGUAAGGGUGAUGAUUCCUUCAGUUCUGAAAAGGACUUGGCUGCUGAAGGGUUGCGCUCUCUAGGGCAAACCGUGUCUGAAAAAGGGAAAUUUGUGGCCUCUAAGACUGCUAAUGCUUCCCACUCUAAGAAGCAUGAUGAUGCAAACGUUGUGAUUGAUUUAGAGGAUGGUAGCUCUGAUGAUCAAGAGGAAAGCUUGAUUCAUCAUAUAAAGCCAAGUGUGGCUAAACGCAUGAAGACUCGCAAAGGAAAAUCUAUGGCUGAACUUAUGUCAGCUAGGAAAGCUAAGAAGACUGCUGAUGUCCCUGAUAUCUCGCCUGUAAAGAAAACUACUAUUAUGAAGUCUCCUAUUAAUGUACCUGUUCUUCAUUUGGAUAACAUCUUCUUCUAUCUUGAGGAUGGAGCUGCUAAGUGGAAAUUUGUGAUUCAGAGAAGGGUAGCUGUGGAAAGGGAAUUUGGAAAAAAUGCUGCUGAUGUCAAGGAGGUCAUGGAUCUGAUAAAAGCUGUUGGGCUUUUGAAGACUGUUAAUGGGUUCUCACAAUGCUCUGAAGGUUUAGUCAAGGAAUUUAUUGUUAAUAUUCCUGAGGAUAUUUCUGAUAAGAACAACAAGGAGUUCUACAAGGUGUAUGUGAGGGGCAGAAAUAAUGAGGGUGUAGGAGAAUUAGAAGUUACAGACAAUCAGAUCUGUAGGGAGAUUACAGCUAGGCAGGUGAAAGUUUUGCCUGUUAAAAAGCAUCUUCCUGCUGGGAAGUUGACUGUCAAGUAUGUUAUCCUGCAUAAAAUAGGAGCUGCUAACUGGGUCCCUACCAACCAUAUCUCCACCAUUGCUAAUACUCUUGGGAGGUUUAUUUUUGUUGUUGGGACAAAAGUGAAAUUUGACUACGGUAGAUUUAUGUUUGAUCAAAUCAUCAAGCAUGCAACUACUAAUGCAGUUAAACUGCCAAUUACUUUUCCCUCUAUGAUCUGUGGAAUUAUAUUGAACCAACAUCCUGGUAUUAUAUGCUCAAAUAAUUUACCUAGUAGGAGAAAACCAGCUCUGUCUGUGCACUACAAACUCUUUGAAGGCAGUCAUGUCGAGGAUAUUGUCAUGACAUCUGCCAUGAAGAGGCCAACCUCAAAAGUUGGAGCAAUUGUUGAGAUUAAGGAGACAUGCAAAGAUCUAGGUGAAAGGAUUAGGGCUAAGGGUGAAAAUGUUGAACAUGCUAAUGUCAGCCAUGAAGAAGAAGCUGAAGCCCACACCUCUAAUGAGAGGUCUGUUAACAAUGAUGACGCGAGUGGAAAUUCUACUUCUAGUGCUGAUGAAGAGGCUGUAAACUCAAGCUCUACUGAAAUUCUUACAGCUAUGUCUGUACUUGGUGAUGUAACUCUUUAUCUUCUGGGGGAGAAUUCUAGUGUUUAUUUGUUUGGUACAUGGGGAGAAUUCUUUGUGUUCUGUUUGUGUGAAGCAACGUGGUUGUUGCUUGUUGUGGACUGGCUUAAGGGGGAGUUGUUGUGUUCUAGGAAGUUGCAUGGACUUCAGGGAGAGUACAGGUUGGUUAAUAUGGUUGUGCAGGAUUUAUUCAAGAUGUCAGACCCGAUGUUACGACAUGUGCAUACAGAAAAUUCCGUCUAA